AAUUAUUGCCAGACGUAAAACGAUAUUCAUUAUUCCAGCCAUACAAAUUCUCAUGUUUGUCAUAGCGCACAUUUAAAAACUGUCUCGCUCGCUGUUUCGAACUUAACAUUCGUCUCGAACGGAGUGCAGGAUAUAUUGAAAAUUAGGAUAGGAUUGGACAUAUUAAAAUUCAGGAAGAAAAUUCAAUCAUGAACCAGCAUUUCGCAAGUUUGUGUUCCGUUAUUUUAUUCCUUGGGCAGGGAUCAACAGCCUUGGGCGGAUGCUCAGAUGAUUCCACUUGUACGAGUUUGUGUGGCUAUGCAGGUGCUGGCAAAUGCGUAAAUGGGACUCACUGCGUUUGCGAGACAUGCCCACACAGAAGUUUUGCUGAACUCGUGAGCGUAGCCGAAACAUGUGUUCCGGAACCAUUAUGCCAUUUGAGGUGUCCAAAAUCUUCCUUCGCAAUGGGAACAGCUGGGAGGCUGUACGUAGGACAUAUCUGCGCCCCUGUCAAGAAGCCGUGGGAUAGCACGUGCAUCUGUUUUUGCAUGCCGCCAGAUUUUGCCAGUAUCGGAACUGUGCUGAGAUGCCCAGUGCUUCCAAAUAUUAAACCUUCAUUUGGAUAAGUAGCGCUCAUGCAGCUGUCUUCCGAGCAUGUCCAAUCUUUUGUCAACUAUUCAAUUAUCAAUUCGUUAUACCCCAGCAUUGUAGGUGUACAUAUACGCAUAUGUACAUAGUAGGUGAAUUUGGAAGUGCAGACUUGUAAAAUUCUAUAUCAAGACGUGUGCAAAUAAAAACUAUGCAAUGAAGUAAAUAA
Molecule: messenger RNA, 796 nt
Organism: Folsomia candida
Lineage: Eukaryota; Metazoa; Arthropoda; Collembola; Entomobryomorpha; Isotomidae
Exons: 3
Coding region: 189-605 (138 amino acids)
Source: RefSeq, a predicted model, not a curated record